GUGGAAAAAUUAGAUGGAAUUGGUUUAUGUGUGGUAAACUUAAUGGAUGACAUGCACGAAUAUAUGCGCGGACUAUUUCUGUUAAUGUAUUGCGCACCAACAGUCCUACUGGCUUAUCUCUACAUACGAACUUCACAGGAGUUGCGGCCACCGGAUGGACCUUUUGCUGUAAUGAUGUUUGAGCAUCGCGCGGAUAUGAGACAUCGUCAGCGCAAUUCAUCAGCUUCAUCGGUGGGUGCCAGCGUUGGCGCUACCAUUACCUCCACCUCGGGCAUUGGCUCCUCAGCGCCCACCACUACACAUACCAAUGGUGGUGGCAGCAGUAGCGGUGCUGGCGGGCUUGGUCUUACUUCCUCCAAUUGCUCAGCAACGAAAACGCGUUCGUACGAUCUGUAUAGCGCCGAGUUGGAUGUCUAUCGAGAGAAGCGAAAGCAACGCAACUUUGGCAGCAUGGCCGCAGCACAAGUGGUCUGCCUGUGUCCGUUGAUGAUUUUACGUUUCGCACGACUCUCCAUGGAGGAGACCUACGAGAAUCAGAAACACUUUGACUUCACCUACUUGAUGUUUGUGUGGAUAGCUUUUCUGCCAACUGUUAUAUUUCCAUGUAUUUAUGCCUCGCAAAUAUUACCCAGGGAUGAGCAAGAACGUAUACGCGGCUAUUUUCGUCUAUCCACCAAGCGUUUCCACAAGUCGCGCAGCUGCGUUAGUCACGGCGGCAGUGGCCAUACGCCCAGUUCCAGAGAGGAUUCCAUUGAGAAGGAUGACAACACAAAUACCACAGCAGCUACUUCGAUCCUGGUGAAUGGUGAAGAGUACUUGAACGGGGGUGCCAGUAUUACCGGUACAGCGCUGGUGACGCGACACGAACUCAACAGGGCGGCCAAGUUUCAGCAACAACAGCAGCAGCAUCACCAUAACAGCCGACAGCCUGGCAGAGACACCAUGAAUGGCGGUGCGGCAGGUCAGCAUGGCCAUGGUAGGCAAGCUUUGGCGAAGGAUGUGCGUGUGAAGAAGAAUGAUGUGAAGAUUAAGAUAAUAUCGGAUGGCGGAAAAGGCAAUAAGUCAGCGUUGGCAGGCGUCGGCAGUGCUGGUGGCCAGCUGCAGGCGCGUCCAACGCAGAAGGGCGGCAGUGUAAGCAGCGGCAGUCGACGCGAGAGUGUGGCCGGUGGCGGAGGAGGAGGAGGAGGAGGAAGCGCUGGUGAGCGCAAAUUGACACUUGGUUCAUUGGAUAAUUCCUGCUCGAAUAUGACCUCCUCGACCUACUGCAAUGGCGCCAGUAGUUUGCUCGAGGAUGAUGGCGGUGCAAGCAACUUUGGCGAUGGCGAAGAUUCCUCCAUUGUGAGUGGCAUGAUUGUGCCCAGCGGCAGCGGUCAGAGUGCGCUCAACUAUACGCAACACAAGAAGUGGAGCCUCAGUGGUCAGCCUUUGUUGCGCAAUAAGGAUUUAUCAUUCAGUGAUUGCAGUAGUUUCUCGCACAUGGACACGGCUAGUACGCUCGAGCGCGAUCUGGAGAUAAUCGAUAUGUUGGAACGCGAGCGCAGCAUGAACAUACAGGAGAUGAUUGAGCGUGAGCAAAAUGGCGAAACGGUGCGCAUGACGGUGGGUGAACGUCGCAAACUGCCCGAUAUCGAUAAGAUUUAUCAGCGUUCGCCAAAACCCAAACUCGAUCCGUACAGUUACGACGUAUCCUCACAAGUCACGCCGACACCCUCGACGGCGACAGCAAAAGAUAGCACACCCAAUUCGCUGCUGUGUAGUGACCCGCUACAAUCAAGUAGUAGUGGUGGUAGUAGCACAACAGAAGCCUACAGUGUUGCAUCCACGCUCAGCGGCGAGGAACGUGCAGCGCAUGGACUGCCUCGCGACGACGAAGAUGAGAGCGGCAUCGAUGUAGACGAAGAAGUGCCGUCUGACUUCUUUGACAAGUUUACACCGGGUGCUGGAAACGCUGUGCCUCAUGCGGGUAGCGGCGUUGCAGCAUCUAACACGCCCACUUCCGCCUACCAGUAUCAGUACUCGCGUCGACUUAGCCGCAAAUCAUCACACCACAGCCAGAACUCAAAUUCGCAUCGCAACUCGAAGCGAGAUAGCUUCAAUUCACUAAAUAGCAGCGAUCUUAUUGCGGGUGCGUUCGGUGAAUUGGAUCCCACGCAACCGUUAUCAAAAAUGUCUGUGGUUGAGGGUCGAAUGCGACGCAGUAGUGGACGUACGUCUAGCUUCUCUUCUUCUUCGGCGCGUAGUUCAAUGAAAUCGCGAGACUAUAGUCACGGUUCGUCGCAUUCGGCACAUCCAGAGUUGGAUUUUAGGGAGAAUAUUUUCGCCGAACUGUAAAGAGAUGAGAGUACGAAGACUCGAGUGUAGGUAGCUCGUUUUCAGGUGUCUAUGAAACAGGUUAACGCGUGCAACGAAAGAAGGUUUGGAAUAAGCUUUAGCUCUUAAAUGUGAACAUUUAAAGAAAUCUUAAUAUACAACUACUUGUAUACUACAUACGAAGGAAGUCCUGUUAGAGCAGUUUUAGUAAUGUAGGUAAGUGUAACUUUUAAAUAGAAUUUAAUGCAAGAAAUAAGAGAAGAACAUGAGAAGGAACAUUGUGAAUAAAAGUGAAGGAUCUCGUUAUAAUAAAACACAGAUUAGGUCUUAAACUCGGUAGAAGUGAUAUACAUAUGUAAAUGAGCAACUUGAAAGUAACAUCCUUCCCUUUCAAAAGGAGCUACGAAACGCUGUUCAGAACUAAGGAGUACAUUUGGGAAAUAAAUAACCAAGACACGAAGAAAUCUUAAUUAAAUAAUACAAAGCUCUGUUAAGGCUGGAAGCUGUUCGAAUUUUUUCAAUAGUUGGUAGAGGUUGAAUUAAGAUAGACAAAAUCUGGUACAUAAGGUCGCUCGGAAUUGAACGUAAGAGAAAAGAGAGUGGAAAAUUGCACCUAUUAGGUCAGAUUAUACCCGUAAAAGUUAGAAAUCUAAGUAGAUUCAGUGAGUGUAUCUCCCUAAGCUCUUAAGUUGAACAAAGUAACAAAUAAAGUUUAGCUCAGAAACCUCAUUAUUAUACUACAUUGUGCUGCAGCGUAUACCUCUCUGCUGAUUAUAAGGAUAUAUAUCCCUUCGGUGAGCCAGGCUCUUCAAAUGAUUUCAUAAUUUUUCCCAGUACUUAGUCACAGACAUUUUAAUGUUUUUAUGGGGUGUAAAAAUUAUUUGUGGCGCGGUGGAGGGUGAUUUGUACAAAAAUACUUUGCACACUUUAAGAUAAUAGCAAGAUCAAUUUCAGCUGCGUCCGUUUUAUUCCAUGUCGUCCAUAGACUGAACUCUUCACACCCUCAGUUCCCUAUAAAAGUUGCUGGAAAAGAUAUUAAACGUUUUUUUGCUAAAAUUUGCUAUUUGUGCCACUUUCACCAAGGAAAGCCAAAUUAUGAAAUUGGUAAAAAUUGGCUAACUGCCACGCCUACUACACUAGGGGGCGAAUAUGUUAAAAACUAUCCGAUUCCAAUGAAAUUCGGUUUGUUACUUGGAUUAAGCUACCUUACAAACCGAUUUUCAAUGCAAUCGGAUAACAUUUCCCAUUCCCGCCUACUUGAGAGGUGGCAGAGGGCAUGGCUCGUCGCAAAUCCACACAAUUUGUUAUAUAUUUGGGGGUUUUUAUAAAAAAAUUGAUCUUGCACCAAAUGUUUGCUAUUUUGGAGAAUCGUUACUAGUCCUUGCCACAUUAGAAUCCAGAAUUCGGAUGGUUGGUGGGCGUGGCAGUUGACCGAUUUUUCCCAUCAUUCAGAUCUAUGUCUGCCUAGGUUAAUCUAAGUUACAAAUCGAAUUUCAUUGAAAUCGGAUAAAAUUUACCAUAACCGCCGCCUAGUGUAGUGGGCGUGUCAGUUCGUUAAAUUCGAUCAUUUUUUUCAUAUUUAUACAUUCCUAGGCAAAAUUACUCAACGUUACAAUUUUCAGCAAAAUCGAAGCACAUUUAUUACUUUUUGCCAUAUUUUAUAUGGAGUUCUUCCACUGUGCGAGGCUUGUUCAAUAAACUACGUGAGCUCAUCAUGCAGCCAAAAUUUUUUUAAUUUGAUGGUAGUUUCGAUACCAAUAUUCUGAGUAGAGCGGUCUGGGUAGAAGUCCAUUGGGAAUACGGCUGUCUAAAGUAUGCUUGAAAUAAGCUAAGCUACUAAGAGAGCACAGCUAAGGAAUGAGGAUUAUAACUUGCCGUAAUUAAGUUGCGGAAUUUCAAUCGAUAUACAGAACAGUUACUUGGCUUAGUAAGGACAUUGUAAGAUGCGGUUUGGAAAUCCCAGUGAUAUUUAAUCGUACGAAUAAAUCACUUUAUAUGAUACUGUAGUCAAAAAGUAGUGAAAUUGGGUUUGCGUAAAAAUGUGGUAAUUAUUAGUAUAGGGUUUAUAAAUACAGUGACUAAAACAAAUGACCACGUGUUGAUUUUCCUCAAAUAUUCGUAAUG
Rhagoletis pomonella (apple maggot) is the source of this 4434-nucleotide messenger RNA. RefSeq lists its product as uncharacterized. Gene Ontology annotation, biological process: neuropeptide signaling pathway. Lineage: Eukaryota; Metazoa; Arthropoda; Insecta; Diptera; Tephritidae. The record is from RefSeq and is a predicted model, not a curated record. The coding region runs from base 43 to 2331 and encodes 762 amino acids. Gene Ontology annotation, molecular function: neuropeptide receptor activity. The transcript has 4 exons.